UGCCGCGGCGGCGGCAACUCGGCGGCAGUAGCACAUGAUCACUCGCGCCGGCCUAUCGCGUCGCUCAACCGACGCACAAUAAAACCUCAUUUCAUUUCAUUCUUUUUUCAAAACGUGUGUGCCAGUGCUCUUUGUGAUAGUUUUAAGUUUUUAUAAUCUGUGGAUUUGGUAGUCAUUCAGAACCUUCCAGUACAUGAUGGUAAUGCAACGAUGACGACCGGCAUGAAGAUGGAGUCGAAAGGCACCCAGAUCCACCUUCCGCUGAUGGGCAGGGGGAGCAGAGGGGAGCUCAGUGACAAGGUCAUGUUCUCAGUCAAGUCUCCGCCGGAGCAGCUCAAUAAUGGACAACUACUAGGUGGCUCACAAAUGAACCUAUGCAACGGCGGCGCGGGCGCAUCAAUGACAGGCCUGGUGCCGAAGAUUCCCAACGGCCUUGGAGACCAGAAGAAGCCAAUGGCAACUCUCACACACCUGCCCAAACGCCCACCAGUGGACAUAGAGUUCUCUGACCUCUCUUACUCUGUCAGUGAAGGGAGAAAGAGAGGGUACAAAGCUCUGUUGAAGUGUAUCAAUGGAACGUUCAGGUCUGGAGAGCUGACCGCCAUCAUGGGGCCUUCUGGAGCAGGCAAGAGUACUCUGAUGAACAUCUUAGCGGGUUACAAGACAUCGAACGUAAGCGGAUCGAUCCUCAUAAACGGGAAGGAGCGAAACCUGCGGAGGUUCAGGAAACUGUCCUGCUACAUCAUGCAAGACGACUGCCUGUUACCCCACCUCACCGUCAGAGAAGCCAUGUUCGUCUCCGCCAACCUCAAACUGGGCAAAGACAUGACCGCAGCGGCCAAAAAAAUCGUCAUAGACGAGAUACUAGAAAUGUUAGGACUGGUCGAAGCCAGCGACACCAGAACGAUAAACCUCUCUGGAGGACAGAAGAAGAGGUUAUCCAUAGCUUUAGAGUUAGUUAACAACCCUCCUGUGAUGUUCUUUGACGAACCCACUUCUGGAUUGGACAGUUCGUCGUGUUUCCAGUGUAUAUCUUUGUUGAAGUCCCUCGCAAGGGGCGGGAGGACUAUCAUCUGCACCAUCCAUCAGCCGUCCGCGAGACUUUUCGAGAUGUUUGACUUUUUGUACACGUUGACGGAAGGGCAGUGCAUAUACCAGGGGCGCGUCAGCGGGCUGGUGCCAUUCCUGUCGUCGAUGGGACUCCACUGCCCGAGUUAUCACAAUCCUGCUGAUUACGUAAUGGAAGUGGCAACCGGCGAGCAUGGUGACUGGGUGCACAAGCUGGUGAUGGCGGUGAACAAGGGCAACUGCGGCCGAGGACAGUCCACAUCAUCAUCAUCAUCCUCCGUGCCACAGAACAGCAACUACAUCUACAACAAUCUCGCGACUAAGAACAACGCACCCAAGAAUGAGACUACGGAAAUUGUUAUAGAUAAACCAACCUGCACUGUGAUAGAUAUGUCGGAACCUGCCCUCAACCCAGAAAAACAACCGCUACCCAAUGUUACCAACUUGGCUCCUGUAACUUGCACCACAUCACUCCUCGACUCCAGCGAAAGUUUCACCAAGAAGCCGGUUAAAGCAGGAUUCCCUACAUCAGGAUGGAAGCAGUUCUGGAUCCUGCUGAAGAGGACCUUUAGGAGUAUACUCAGGGAUCAAAUGCUGACGCAUCUAAGGCUGUGCUCCCAUACCGUAGUCGGUCUACUGAUUGGGUUCCUGUAUUAUGACAUUGGGUCUGAUGCUGCGAAGGUUAUGAGCAACGCUGGCUGUAUCUUCUUCACUGUGAUGUUCACUAUGUUCACGGCAAUGAUGCCUACAAUACUUACAUUCCCAACAGAGAUGAGUGUGUUUGUGAGAGAGCAUCUUAACUACUGGUACUCGCUGAAGGCGUUCUAUUUCGCUAAGACUAUGGCGGAUCUGCCCUUCCAGAUCGUCUUCAGCGGAGUCUACGUGAUAAUAGUUUACUUCAUGACAGGCCAACCGAUGCAGACAGAUCGAGUGCUUAUGUUCACUACAAUAAACAUACUAACAGCACUCGUCGCUCAGUCGCUAGGUCUUCUCAUCGGUGCUGCCAUGAAGAUAGAAACAGGCGUCUACCUUGGCCCGGUCACCACAAUACCAGUAGUGUUAUUCUCUGGAUUCUUCGUCAACUUCAAUGCAAUUCCCAGUUACUUACAAUGGCUCACGUACUUGAGUUAUGUUAGAUACGGCUUCGAAGGAGCCAUGCUGUCCGUCUAUGGGUACGGCAGGGAAAAACUACAUUGCUCAGAAGCAUACUGCCAUUUCCGUGUACCGUCGAAGUUCUUGUCAGAAAUGUCAAUGGAACACGCGAAUUUUUGGAUCGAUGUUGGAGCCCUGUGCGGGUUCUUCGUAUUUAUUAGAAUAAUCUCGUACCUAGUGCUGAGGUUCAAGUUGAAGAUGAUGCAGUAGUGUAGCACAAAGGCUUUGAUUCCAGUUGCGGCCGGCCAAGGCGUUGGUCUGAAAAAUGUUCUGAUAGGAUUAAACGGGGCUUGAAAAUGAUCAAAUUAAAUAUAAGUGUUUUAUAGUAGCUAUAGAUACUAGGAACGAAUAGGUUUAAAAUUAGAUAGUUUUCGUAUAAAAUUUUCAUUUUAAGACGGUCACAGCACCAUAUCGUAAAAGUUGCUUCAUCUCAUAGACGUAUGAUAUUGACCCUUAUAAUAACGGUAAUGAUUUAUAGGUUUUCAGUAAUAUUUGGAUCCUUUAUAGAUAUUAUAUAAUGUUACUCUACUUCAAGCCCUGUACGUUCAUGUUCGCGACGCUGUGUUCAUAUUAAUAGGAAUCUGGUUUUGGUGUUUCGAUGGCGGUAGGGCCUGUACUUUACAUGUAAUAAUUUGUUAGAAAGCUAGCUACUUAAUACAUCGGUUCCCUAAAUUUAAGCAAAAAUAAACUCUGCGGAGUGUUUGCUCUUGUACCUGAAAUAGUUAAUGGAAUGAGCGAUAUGUAUAAUGUGAGUCACAGUCACCUCAUGAUUAAAACAUUCUUCUCACCAACGCCCUGAGUUGUAGGUUUACUGAUAGUUUUCGAAAUAUUUAGCUUUAUAGGGGGCAGACCUUGAAAUAGUUGUUUAUACGUACUUAUAGGGGUAGAUGUUAAGGUUUUAUAGGAGAUCGGGCCCAUGACUUAAUGUUAAGUUCCUUAUAAUUGCUGAAUAUGCAUUAGGGUUGAAGUUGUUGCAUGUGCAAUAUUGCUUUACGCCAUACUUUGUAUAAUAAUUACGCCUAAUAUUUGAUAAUAUUUGAACGAAUCGCUAGGGUAACAUUCCAGAGUGCCUAUCCAAGAUGCAAAUGUUCCUAUUUCUAUAGUCGUUAACGUUUACCCCAUCAUUUUCUUAGCGUUAACCUGAAGAUUUAAUAGGUCCGGUAUUUUACAGAAGCCGCUGCCUGUCGGACCUUUCAACCCGAAGGGAAAAUCUCUAGAUCACAUUCCUACGAAAACACCAUUCUGGGGUUUGUAGGUUUUCUGGUUUCGGAGUGAAGCGUUCUUCUAACUGGGCUGCCACGGUUCAUAUAACCCGUACGGAUUUAAUAAACAUUUUGGCGUCCGUCCGUCUCGAUUCAAAUGGGCUAUUUGUAUUUUAGCGAGUUUAGAAACAGGAACAUUUGCCAUUUGGCUAGGCCCUCAGUUUUCUUACAGUUUAUAUUCCAACAACUCCCGAAUCGAUUGGCAGCAACUGUAGAUUUAGCAAGUUGUAAAAUUUUGCUCACUUUUAGGUAUGUCCAAUCGAUUAUUAGGAGUUACUGGUUAUUUGAUGUUUUUAAAUAAAAAUGUAAAAUAAAAAAAUCCGGUAUAUAAUGCUGUGAAUCAUAGUUAUACUUAUUUCAUUUAUUUUGCGUCAUAGUCUUUUUAUAACAGAAUUUGCUUAUCUAACAAGUUUAAUAUUUAAUGUUGAUUACUGUCGAAUACCUAUGUAAUUUUGGACAAAUUAUCUCAACACAUUGCAAAUACAAGAAUUAAAUACUUAAAAAAAAAUUGUGGAAUUAUCAUGAACCAAUGUCUUGUCUUUCAUGGCUUUAUAAGAUAGACUUAAGAGCCUUUUACUUUUGCUUCUGCUUUCUUGACUACUACGUAGGGAAGAGGCAAACUAAAGGUUUUAACUUUGUCAACUUUUUUGACAUGAAUCUGCCCCUGUCGACGGUGUAACGAGUUUACACUAACAUAACAUAAGAAAUACUUUAUUGCACAAACAGGAAAAACAAAAUACAAAACAAAACCCUAACUUCUUUAAAUUACUUAUGCGAUAUUGGACGUUUUGUGGUGGUUUCCAGUCAUAACGGCAGUCAUAACACGUGAAGCCACAAGUGAUCCACCUUGAGCGAAGUACUAGACUUGAGUCUAAUAUUUCGCUCAAGUCUAGUAUUUCGCUCAAGGUGGAUCAUUUGUUGGCAUUGAUACAAAACCUCGCGCCCGGCCCGGUCUGCAGCAGCACUUGCUGAUGUAGGUAUACAUAGCAUUACGCCUGUAUCGGGGUAGGCAGAUGUAUGUAUAGUAUACACACCCACUACCCGCCAGCUAUGCUAUGUAAAUCCGUAAUAGCCCUGUUCGGAAAUCGCGUGACUUACAUCGUAGUGUGUGUUUGAAUCCCAGCUCGGGCUUUAAAUCACUGAAUUAGACUAUAGGAGUUUGAAUUCAUGUUUGGCUCAUAGAUAACUGAUAGAAAGAAAGAAAGAAAGAAACAUUUAUUACUACCGGACACCACAGACACAGGUACAUUACAUUUAACACAGGACAGAAACCACACGGAAAUCAAUAAGUACACAGACAAAAAAAAUCCAAAAGAAAAACAAACCAAAAUCAUAAAAACAAUAAUAAUUAAACUAAGUAUUCUAAAUAAAUUAAUAUCACGUGGUUUCCAGGUUUUGUGUCUCUUUAAUGGCAAUAGGCUCGUCCCCCUAUAUUACAUGGUGAUUCUGUCUGCAGUAUAUCCAUAAAUUAUCUAGUAGAUAGCAGUUCGGCUAUCUGACAUAUUAUUUAUCUGUCAGACAGAUUGGAUCGUGCAAUAGUUGGCAAACGUGAAACAGACUCUUAAGUCAUAGAAUAUAGAAUACUAAAUGGGGCAGUAACGGGGAAUGCUUCUUGUAAUUUAAGAGCCACGCUCUUGUCAGUGUAGCAUUCUCCACGCUGUUUUCUAUGGCAAAAUAGGGCAGUGGUUUCCUUCUUGCCUUCCGUCCCGUAGCACUCUGUCUGACGCGAGUGUGAUGGCGCCCAGAGUAGUCUAUUUCAUAGCCGUAUUAGGACUCCUGUCCUUCGUCUCUGAAUAGUAUUGGCAGUUACCGCUGCCCUCUGUUAGGUUCUAGGUUACAGUCCCUGUGACGCGCCCCUUCCGUCCUGGAUUGCCAUUGAGGACUUCACCUGUAUCCGUGGGCAAGGAUUCCACGUUAUACCCCGCACUCGCGGCUUACACUUACAGAGCUGAUUUUUUUUUUAUGGAGUGUCCGGGGUGCAUAAGUUAUAAAUAGUUAUUACUCAUUUUAGGUUUCAUAGUUUCGGCCCUAAUAACUGCCGUUUUGAUAGGACUCCACCACACUUUCCAUCUUAUGCAACUUUAAUCCCAAUGUAUAUCCCGCUUUACUUAAUGAUAUUAUUAUUACUUAUUCUUAAUUAUUAAUUAGUUAAAUUUAUAUUUAAACUCACGACGUAGAACUCUACCGGUUACUGUACUCAAUUUUACAUUAAAAAUUCUAGAUUUUACUAGACUCUUAAAACCCUUCAUUACGCUAAAGAUAUUCGGUAAAUCUCUAUGUCUAUCCUAAUUACCAGUAUUUAAUAAAUAAUAAACGACUGUGAUUUUUAUAAUA
Pectinophora gossypiella (pink bollworm) is the source of this 5816-nucleotide messenger RNA. It is a transcript of the gene Atet, whose product is annotated as ATP-binding cassette sub-family G member 1. Bases 211 to 2430 code for a protein of 739 amino acids. NCBI's taxonomy places the organism in Eukaryota, Metazoa, Arthropoda, Insecta, Lepidoptera, Gelechiidae. The transcript is spliced from 8 exons. Gene Ontology annotation, molecular function: ABC-type transporter activity; ATP hydrolysis activity; ATP binding. Gene Ontology annotation, cellular component: plasma membrane. The record is from RefSeq and is a predicted model, not a curated record.